AUGUCAAAUUUUGUAUGGAAACUUGAACAGCAGCGGCACAAAGUACGUAACGAGAACUAAAAAUCAAGGAGAAAAAGCACAAAGCUAUAAAGAAGCCGAAGAUCAAACCCAGAAAAGAGAAAGUGUUGAUUGUGGCACAAGAAAUAAAAUUCGCUAGGCUCCUGUCUGGCAACGAGAAAAAAACACGGGAUCGCGUGUUGAAAACAUUCAAAAAGUGGCUUUUGAAUUGUUUUGAUAAGGGCUACGAGUUCAAAGAAGAUGAUUUCACUAGAGUAUGGAAGGGUCUCUUUUAUGCAGUUUGGAUGUCGGAUAAACCUCUUGUGCAGGAAGAGUUAUGUGAGACAAUUGCAGGAAUACUGGACCUAUUCCCGAACGAACAGAUAAAGUGCGCUCUUAUGAUGACAAAGGCCGGGUUUAAGGUGCUCGCUACGGAGUGGUAUGGUAUUGACCAGCAUAGAAUGGACAAAUUUCUUAUGUUGGUCCGUCGCUACCUCCGAGGCAGUCUGCGGUGCUUGCAGCGUGCUGAGUGGAGCUUGAAGAGUUGCCAGAUGUAUGCGGACAUGCUGUCUAGUGCUGAUGGUCUGCUGGCCGUGAAGACUCCGUUAUACGCUCGUAACGCCGGCUCGAUGUUGCUGCAUUUUGUGGAUUGUUUCCUUGAGGAAUUAUCUAAGGUGUCAUCUGGCAACAUUCCAGGCCUAAGUCUAGUGACAUUACUGCGUCCCUUCUGCCUGUACAUGUGUAAGGGUGAGAGCACACCGGUAUGCGUGAGCGCACGGAGAGUGCUCACAGCUCUAUUGAGGCAAUCUGAACACGGCCUCAUGUACCAGGAGAAGACUAAAGCUUGGGAACGGAUGGGAUGUCCUCAAGGAGGUCCAGACGCCUUAGAACUGGAGUCUGAUGAGGAAGGUGGUGACGAACAACAGCCUGACGAUGACAAUGAAGAAGAUAACGACAAGGCUGUCGCCCUAGACCCCCGCGCGGGCCGCGUAGACGUGGUGCUGACACCCCUGCCAGUCCCCGCCUCGGAAAUAGCCCAAAUGUUGAGGGAACUACUAUCCACUGCCAGCUCGAAGGCGCAUAAAAGGACCAAGAUAUGUUUGCAGAGGUUCGAACAGUUAUCCCGGGACGAAUAUCCCCUGGUAGUUCCUGACAUAUUGACCGAUGAGGAUGGAACUCCGAAACCUAGAACUAUCCACGCAGCCACAGAUCUGCAUACCAUGGAGAGAGAUCUGGUGCAAAGUGCCGAUGAAUUGGCACUUAGAGGUUUAAGUCGUAGACAUCGGAAGAGACUUUUGGCCAAAUCUCGAGCCGGUCUCAGCAUCGUUGAAGAUGUAGAAGCGGUGAAAGGCACUUGUGACUCUUCUACUAACGGCAACUGGGACGUGGAAUCGACAGUACCGGCUAAGAAAUCCAAAAACAACUCUUCCAACAAGGAAAACGUAAACAAAGACAAGAAAUCUAAGAAACGAAAACACGCAGACGCGAAAACUGACGCAAACAACAAAAAGCAUAAAUCUGCACAUCAAGAGGAAAAAGAGAAGCAGACAGAAGAAACUAAAGAAGAGACAGCAAAGAAAUCUUACGAGAAAAAGACUAAAUCGCGCAAGAAUAAAAAUAAAAAACAAAUAUUACCUAACAGUGUUCAAGAUGUAAAUUUAAUUUCGAAACUAAACGCGAGUAAAGAAGACACUAAAGCCAAACUCAUUAAUAAACAAAACAAAAAUAAGAAUAUUAAAGCAGAAACAUCGGAGAAGAAAACCGACAAAAACUUAGAAAAAAUUCAGACACCGCAGAAAAACCAGACAAAAAACGACAAAGUACUGGGAAAGAGCAAUAAAAUUAAUAGCGAUGUUAAAAAACAGGACCAGAGACAGCAGAAGUCGCCAGAAAGCAAAAAGCAAGAGAAGAAGACGCCAUCUUUGUUAGUCAACAAAGUGAAGAAUUAUCAAAAGCGAACAAACGACAAAGUGACACAGCAGAAAAAGUUUGAAACUCCCAAGAAAGUUAAGUUUGUGCUUAAGAACAAUUGUAUGCAAGGACCCGUAGAUUAUUAUAAAAGUGUGAGACAAAGUCCAAAUAUCCCAUUUGAUAGCAGCAAACAACCAUCUAAAACUAACCUUAAAGUGUCUACACCAUCACCGAUCAAUCCGUUCUUCAAGAAAAAACUGCGGAUAAAAUGA
Molecule: messenger RNA, 2180 nt
Organism: Chilo suppressalis (striped riceborer)
Lineage: Eukaryota; Metazoa; Arthropoda; Insecta; Lepidoptera; Crambidae
Source: the annotation of a GenBank genome assembly